GUUCUGCAGGAGUGCAGCGGUCUGGAACAGCUCGUGUGCUGAAGCAGUGAAGGCUGCAUGUAGGAGCCUGGCCAGAGGGCGCCUUGCUAGGUAGCUUGAUCUGCCCAGUGUCUGGCUAAAGUACCUGAAGUCAUCUCAUACUUGGUAGUACCGUAGUUCUUAACACCUUCGCUGUGAGCUGCAUAGGAGGUGGUGGUCAGUUUCGAUUCACGUUUGUUUCAAGGUAUUGGGACGAAAGCGGCUUACCUGCAGAUUUGCUUGUGGGCAACGUGCCUUUCUAGAAACUCAACUUCAAGUCGAAUUUCUUCCACAAUCUGGUGUCAUCAAAGUAAGACAUUGGAGGUGGUCUAGCAUUUCACAUUCUGAUCUCAUGCGACAAGUAACAACGAGGUGUUGAUCAAUCCCAGGAAAGGGGAAUUUGGGUCAGCUUAUAGUCGGGCUGCUGUAGCUAGCUUCUGAUGGCUUUCAAAAUAGCGGCCCUUAGCCGCAUCGAUGCUUAUCCCCGGGCGGAAUCGCACCUGACUCAGAGGACUAUUUCGGGCGCAGCAAUAUCAAUCAUGGGAAUAUCCUUGAUGGUCCUUCUCUUUGUCAACGAACUGCAAUUCUACAUGACACCUUACACAGAGAAUGAGAUGACCGUUGACGUGAAAGGACGGGAAAAGCUACCUAUCCACAUCAACAUCACUUUCCCAUCCUUACCUUGCUCAGUUUUGAGUUUGGAUGCCCUCGACAUGUCUGGCAAACAUGAAGUAGACAUCAGCAACAAUAUCUGGAAGGCCCGCCUGGACUCCCAAGGCCGGCCUGGCAUCUGGCAGCAGGUUGACAAGCUGGACCAUGCUGACGAUACUGCUCACAAUGAGGCGCACGCAGAAGAUACCACUGAGCAUGAUUUUGCGUUGGCCAACGCUCGUCGGGCUGCUCAAGCAGACGCGAACAAGCAGGUAGAAGACAUCAAGGCUGCGUUGGCCAAUCAGGAGGGCUGCAGGGUAUAUGGGCACCUGGACGUGGAGCGAGUCGCAGGCAACUUCCACAUCAGUGUCCAUGGGCAAAGCUACUAUGUGCUGGGACAGGUAUUUGCAAGUGCGAGCACAGUAAACGUCAGCCAUCACAUUGAGUCUGUAUCUUUUGGGCCUCCAAUUCCUGGGACCACGAACCCCUUGGAUGGUUACACCAGGAUUCUAAAGACAGAACAAGAGAGCGGCACUUUCAAGUACUUCAUCAAGGUUGUCCCGACAGAGUACUUCCCUCUUAAAGGCGAUCAUGUGGAAACCAACCAGUACUCCGUCACGGAGUAUUUCAUGCCAUCAUCCAUGCAACCGGGGGGCCUUCCAGCUGUCUACUUUCUGUACGAUCUUUCUCCCAUUGCUGUCAAAGUCACCGAAAGACGGAGGAACUUCGGCCACUUCCUUACUCGGAUCUGCGCUGUGUUGGGGGGCACCUUUGCAGUCACUGGCAUGAUCGACAAGUGGACUUACAAAACCGUACAGCUCUUUACUAGUCAAAGAAGUAGCGGUUCUCAAUAAUACGGGGUCUUCGAUAGGUGGAUUGAAGCGCGCACUCUUUGCUUUUCCGCUAGCAUAAACGAGUUCAUUCACCGGGUCAAGCAGGCUUCAGCCUAGCUAAGCCUAGACCAGAAAAAGGCGGCUGUGAUUGCUCUUUGAUCAAUUGCGGUUUGCGUUUGGGCAGCCCCCGGUCAAGAAAAAGUGUGAGGCUUGAUAGGCCACCAGUUGUCACCGUUCCUUUUGAUCGUGCAUUCAGGGGUUUCCACGAGCUAUUGCGUAUUGGGGAUGUCAUGCAAAUAUAUUGGUUUGGGAACGGCAAUUGAGUUGAAGCUUUCAGAUUUCUUUGACCCCCAAAGACCGCUGCUUCGGAGCGCACGUCUGAGCAGACCUCUUAGAGAAUUCCAUGGUAUGGCACAUUCAGAGCCAAACGGUUUUUCGUCGGAAUGCACUACAAUUUUUGUUUGCAGCAUGAUCGGAC
Molecule: messenger RNA, 1980 nt
Organism: Klebsormidium nitens
Lineage: Eukaryota; Viridiplantae; Streptophyta; Klebsormidiophyceae; Klebsormidiales; Klebsormidiaceae
Source: the annotation of a GenBank genome assembly